AUGUUAUUCAAGAAGAGCAAGGCCAUUGCGAGAACUCCUGGUUCUAUAACAGAGAGUAAAGCAACGACGGAGACGGACCCACAGACUGCCAAUGGCGCCCCAGGCAAAGAGGAUACACAAACCGCUCCGCUCGCAAGAAAGGAAUCAAGCGGCGAUGUCUACCCCUCUGGAGUGAAGCUCUUUGUUCUACUCACCUCGGUCUAUGUCAGCAUGUUCUUGGUCGCUCUGGACCGUCUCAUCAUAACGACAGCUAUCCCGCGGAUCACCGACGACUUUCACUCCGUCACUGACAUAGGCUGGUACGGCUCCGCGUUCUUACUUACCAGCUCUUCGUUCCAACUUCUGUUCGGCAAGGUGUACAAAUUCUUCAGCGUCAAGGUGACUCUACUCGCCACCAUUGUCCUCUUUGAGAUCGGUUCGGCUAUAUCCGGCGCCGCGCCCAACUCUAUAGCGUUCAUUAUUGGCCGUGCUAUUUCAGGCCUCGGCGCGGCCGGGAUCCUGUCCGGAUUGAUGAUGACCAUCGUCUACUCGGUCCCGCUGCACAAGCGGCCGCUGUAUCAAGGAAUGAUGGGGGGCGUGUUUGGGAUUGCGUCCGUGGUAGGGCCGCUACUCGGUGGCGUCUUUACAUCCAAGGUCACCUGGCGGUGGUGUUUCUACAUCAACCUCCCGCUCGGCGGCGUGGCCAUGGUCGUCAUCUUCUUCCUGCUCAAGAUCCCAGAGCGCAAGGAGACCCAGAUCCCGCUCAAGGCCAAGCUUGCCCAGCUCGACGUUUAUGGCACGGGACUCAUUGUUCCGGGCACCAUCUGCCUUCUUCUGGCGCUACAAUGGGGUGGCCUGACUUAUGCGUGGAGCGACGGCCGCAUCAUCGCCCUCCUCGUACUCGCAGGCGUCCUCAUCAUCGGCUUCAUCAUGGUGCAGAUCCUUCUCCCAAAGACCGCCACGAUCGCCCCCAGGAUCUUCAAGCAGCGCAGCAUCCUGGCAGGCUUCUUCUGCACCCUCUGCCUCGGCCCGCAUAUGAUGCUCUUCGUCUACUACCUCCCAGUCUGGUUCCAAGCCAUCCAGGGCCUCUCGGCCGUGGACUCGGGCAUCCACCUCCUCCCCCUGGUCCUCUCCAUGGUCGCGGCCAACAUCGCCUCGGGCGCCGCCGUCCGCCGGAUAGGCUACUACACGCCCUUCCUCAUCGCGGGGACGUGCCUCGCGAGCGUCGGCGCGGGCCUCCUCAACACCCUCUCCGUGACGACCCCGCUCGCGCGGCUGGCCGGCUACCAGGUCCUCUACGGCCUCGGCCUGGGCCUCAUGACGCAGGCGCCCAACGUCGCGGCGCAGACGGUGCUGCCGCGGCCCGACGUGCCCAUCGGCACGACGCUCGUCUUCUUCACGCAGACGCUCGCGGGCGCCGUCUUCCUCUCCGUCGGGCAGAACGUCCUGCAGGGCGAGCUGCUGCGCCGGCUGCCGGCGGCCCUGGGCGGCGGCGGCGGGUCCUUCGACCCCAAGACCAUCGCCGACAGCGGCGCCACGUCGCUGACGGACCUGCCCGACGCCGUGCGGCCCGCCGUGCUGCGCGCGUACAACGAGGCGCUGCGGCAGGUCUUCCGCAUGGCCCUCGUGCUGACGUGCCUCACCAUCCUUGGUGCCCUGGCCAUGGAGUGGCGGUCGACGAGGCAGGAGGUGGAGAAGAAGCAGGCGCCGAGGGAGGAGGAGGCAGUUGUGGCUCCUGCUACUGCGAGCACGGAGGAGGCCCGCGUGAGCGACACUCGUGAUAGCAGUAUUGGGGAGAAGCAGUCCACUGUGGAUGGCCAUCAUCCCCACCAAGAGGAGAAGAGCAAGGAGUCUGUGUGA
Molecule: messenger RNA, 1839 nt
Organism: Thyridium curvatum
Lineage: Eukaryota; Fungi; Ascomycota; Sordariomycetes; Thyridiales; Thyridiaceae
Exons: 5
Coding region: 1-1839 (612 amino acids)
Biological process (GO): transmembrane transport
Molecular function (GO): transmembrane transporter activity
Source: RefSeq, a predicted model, not a curated record